Molecule: messenger RNA, 2461 nt
Organism: Stegastes partitus (bicolor damselfish)
Lineage: Eukaryota; Metazoa; Chordata; Actinopteri; Pomacentridae
Product: collagen alpha-4(VI) chain-like
Exons: 15
Coding region: 1-2073 (690 amino acids)
Molecular function (GO): serine-type endopeptidase inhibitor activity
Source: RefSeq, a predicted model, not a curated record
AUGUCAUUUGUUUUUAAGGGCCAACCAGGAGAUCCAGGUCCUAAAGGUGUUCCAGGACCACUGGGACACAGAGGAUUAUCGGGUCAUGAUGGCAGAGAUGGAUUUGGACCUGCAGGACGUAAAGGUGCAAAGGGAGAUCCUGGUUUUCCUGGUUUCCCUGGUCUUGGGGGCGAGGAUGGUCUGCAGGGACCUAAAGGAUAUCCAGGACGCAAAGGGAACCCUGGUCGAAAUGGGAAUUCAGGCUGGCCGGGAGAAUCAGGAGUGACUGGAGAUCCAGGAAGUCCAGGACACAAAGGGCCCAGAGGUCUUCCUGGAGGCAGACAAAAGACUGAGUGUGACAUGAUCAACUUCAUCAGAGACAACUGUGCUUGUUCCCAGGGUCAGUCACUGUGUCCGGCCUAUCCCACUGAGCUGGUGUUCGGUCUGGACAUGUCAGAUGAUGUGACGCCGGCCGCCUUCGAGAGGCAGCGCUCGGCUCUUCUCACCCUGCUGAAGAACAUGAACAUCGCUGAGAGCAACUGUCCGAACGGCGCUCGCGUGGCCGUGGUGGGAUACAGCGACUACACCAAGUACCUGAUCCGCUUCCAGGACUACCGCCGUAAGACUCAGCUGGAAGACGCCGUGAGGAACAUUGCCCUGGAGAGGACCACGAGCCGGCGCCACCUGGGGGCCGCCAUGCAGUUUGUAGGUCAGCACAUUUUCAAACGGGUCCGUUCAGGCCUGAUGAUGAGGAGGGUGGCCAUCUUCUUCUCCAACGAUGAAUCAGAGGACACCAAUGAGAUUGUCACAGCUGUAAUGGCGUACCGAGGUCUUAACAUCGUCCCGGCAAUCAUCGCUCUCAGGAAUGCCGCUAAUAUUAGACAAGCGAUGGAGGUUGACGACACUGGAAACUCCAUCUACACGGUGCUGAGGAGGCAGCAGGACCAAGCUGCUGACCUGAGGAAGAUCAAGAACUGUGCAAUCUGUUACGACCCGUGCAGACGUCUAGAGGAGUGCCUCUUCAUCCAGGAGCCGGUGCGUCCUCAGGAGGUUGACGUGGACUUGGUCAUGGUGGCCGACAGCUCCAGGGAGAUACAGGCUGACCAGUACGCCGGCGUCCAGCAGCUUCUGGGUUCUGUGGUGGAGCAGCUGGCUGUGAGCCCUCAGCCCCGCCGGGCCGGCAACAAGGCCCGAGUGGCCGUGGUCCAGCAGGGAGGUGCCCGGUCCGCCAAGGUGGAGUUCAACCUGGAGACCUUCCAGACCCAGGAGCUGAUGAGGAUGCACCUGACCCAGAAGAUGCGGCAGCAGGGCGGCUCCUCUGCGCUGGGACGGACACUGGACUACAUCCUGAAGGAGGGCCUGCUGAAGGCCGGCCAGCCGUCCAGGAGGAGGGCUUUGCUAGCUGUGGUGGGAACCUCGACGGCCUGGGAGGACCAGGCCAGGCUGCACUACGUCUCCCAGAAGGCCAAGUGCGAGGGGGUGGCGCUGUUCGUGGUGACGGUCGGCGAUCACUACAACCGGACGCAGGUGGAGGAGCUGGCUAGUCUGCCCCUACAGCAGCACCUGAUCCACGUCAGCAGGCUGAAGGCCGGCGAGCAGGGCUACGCCCAGCGCUUCUUCAGAGUCUUCCUGUCCACCCUCAGCAAGGGGAUUAACUCGUAUCCUCCACCUUCACUGCAGCCAACCUGCAGGCAGCUGACAGGCCAGGACGACUCUCUGCUCUUCUAUUACGGUCAGGGCUCUGCAGAGCUGGAGGAGGAGAUCAACGAUGACGCUCAGGUCGGAAUGUCGUUCCCGACGGUUCAGCUGGACGCCAUCAACUCUGUGAGAAGAGUAGACAGACAGAGUCCACAGGCAGCAGCUGGAUUUACUGAUGUGAAAAUCAUGCCGAUGACACCACUGGACAGCGCUGUCUCUAAAGACAUCUGUCUGCUCAAAGGGGACGCCGGCAGCUGCCAGGAUUACACCCUGAUGUGGUUCUACGACAGCAAGCGUGGCGUUUGCUCUCGCUUCUGGUACGGCGGCUGCGGCGGCAACAAGAACCGCUUCAUGACGCAGAAGGAGUGCGAGAAACUGUGUGUGAGGAAGAGCUGAUGAAGAGGAGGAGGAAAUCUGAACCAGGAACCUUUAACAACACGUUCUUGUUCAAGGAGGAACACCAAACCUUCAUCCGCUCUGCAACGGUUAAACUGCCAACCUCAGCACACGAGGGAACUGUGGGAGCUCCUCAUCACCAGGAGCUACUUUCUGCAUGUUCUGUUUCUGAUCUGUGAGGAACUCUCUCUGGAGCUUCCAGUCGGACUGAAUCCACCUGUUACCGACUGAACACCUCCUCCAGGACCUUUUCACGAGUUUAGGUGCUAUUUUCUUCAACAGAAACUGGAAACACUGACAUGCAGGUGUCACUCACUGCUACAAAUAUUCUCUCAUACUUUGUACUAGUGUCUAAUUAAAAGGUGUAUUCCAGAUACAACAUAUUGUC